Messenger RNA from Botrytis byssoidea, 1095 nucleotides. RefSeq lists its product as uncharacterized. NCBI's taxonomy places the organism in Eukaryota, Fungi, Ascomycota, Leotiomycetes, Helotiales, Sclerotiniaceae. The record is from RefSeq and is a predicted model, not a curated record. Gene Ontology annotation, molecular function: palmitoyl hydrolase activity; thiolester hydrolase activity. Gene Ontology annotation, cellular component: lysosome. The coding region runs from base 1 to 1095 and encodes 364 amino acids. The transcript is spliced from 2 exons.
AUGGCGCCCAUUACCAAAAUCAUCUCAUUGCUCGGCAGCGCAUCACUCAUCAACGCUAUCGUUUUGCCUGAAAGUAUCCUUGAAUUUCCCGUCGCGCAUGAUGAACAUGCCUCUGUCUACGAUAAAAAUAGUCCCCUUCCGAGUAUUUUCAACCUCACCUUAUCCGGAAAGACUCGCCAAAGCACAAAAUCAUCCAGCGAUGACGAUGAUACUCCACUACCCUUGAUCAUCUGGCAUGGACUCGGUGAUAACUACAAAGCGGAUGGUCUUGCGCAAGUUGGAGAACUAGCUGAAGCUAUUCAUCCUGGAACUUUUGUCUAUAAUAUUCAUGUAGAUGAUGAUGCAUCUGCAGAUAGGACGGCUACUUUCUUUGGAAAUCUCACUCUUCAAAUCGAAAAAGUCUGCGAAGACCUCGCCUCCCAUCCUAUUCUCUCUACCGCGCCCGCCGUCGACGCAAUCGGAUUCUCCCAAGGAGGCCAAUUCUUGCGCGGCUACAUAUCCCGCUGCAAUUCUCCGCCCAUCCGCUCUCUCCUAACCUUCGGUUCCCAACAUAACGGCAUUUCUGCCUUCCAAGCCUGUGGUCCUACCGAUUUCCUCUGUCGGGGUGCUCAAACCCUCUUACGUUCGAACACCUGGUCAACAUUUGUCCAAUCUCGUCUCAUACCCGCCCAAUACUUCAGAGAUCCCGAAAAUCUCGACUCCUACCUCGAAUAUUCUAAUUUCCUCGCCGAUAUCAAUAAUGAGCGUGUUCUCAAGAAUGAAACAUAUAAAUCAAACAUGGAAAAAUUGGAACGAUUCGUCAUGUACGUCUUUGAAGACGAUACAACCGUCAUUCCUAAAGAGAGUGGAUGGUGGGCUGAAGUCAACGGCACGGAAGUUACACCACUGAAAGAAAGAGCUAUCUAUAAAGAAGAUUGGGUCGGUUUAAAGACAUUAGAUGAAGCCGGGAAAUUAGUUUUCGAAACCAUUCCAGGGGGUCAUAUGACAUUAGGAGAGGAGAUGUUAGCAAAGGCCUUUAAAGAGUACUUUGGUCCCGCAGAAAAAAAAUUCGGGGAGAAGCAGACCGAGAUGACCGGACAUGAAGAGGAAUUGUAA